Molecule: messenger RNA, 2814 nt
Organism: Owenia fusiformis
Lineage: Eukaryota; Metazoa; Annelida; Polychaeta; Sabellida; Oweniidae
Source: the annotation of a GenBank genome assembly
AGCACAUAUACAAUAAUAAUCUUUAAUAUCUAGAACAUGCAGAGUGUUGUAUUGUGAUUUUGUAUAUAAGCUAGAUGCAACCUGCUAUUACAACUAAACGCAAGCAGGAGCAGCAUCAAACCAUGUCAGGCAACGACAGCAGCAAUGCAACAGAUAUUCUAGAGUUUUACCACUCAACUUAUCCACUGUAUAAGAAACAUUGGGAUAAGUUUGAUGAAAUAAGCCCAGCAAUUCGAGGCAUUAUUUCAUUGGUUAUGAUAAGUAUAGGCCUCGUUGGAGCGCUAGGAAAUGGAGUCGUCAUAGCAGUGUUUGGAGGGAGGCAGCAGCUACAAAAGCCGUCAUACAUCUUUGUCUUGAAUCUGGCCAUAUCUGAUCUUUAUGUUGCUGCAUUGGGCUGUCCAUUGAAUGGAGUGUCUAGCAUGCAGGGAAGAUGGGUUUUCGGAGAUGUCAUGUGCAAGAUAUACGCUGCUUCGGUGGUACUAUCUGGAUUAGUAUCAAUUUCAACAUUGGCUGCAUUAGCUGUUGACCGCUACUUUGCGAUAAGUACACUUUUUACUGCCAAGAGGAAAAUUACGAAAGAGCGUGCAUUCAGCAUCUGUAUGUUCAUUUGGUUGCAUGCUGCUUUCUGGGCCUUUGCUCCUUUGCUUGGCUGGAAUGAAUAUGUCCCAGAAGGCUAUGGUUAUACAUGUUCUGCAGACUUCAUUACACCGACACCUUUGUACCAGUCCUGGAUAAUGGGAGUAUUAUGCAUAGGCUGCAUUUUCCCUCUUGGCUUUAUCAUCAUCAGCUACAGCAAGAUCUUCUCUAUCGUACGUAAGCAGCACAAUGAUUUUAGAAAUAUGGACCGAACAAUGAAUCAGCAACGAGUUUUCAACAAAAGGAGAACCUAUGCUCAAAAGGUGGCAAAAUGCAUAGUUAUACUUGUCUGUUUGUACCUAGCUACCUGGACACCAUAUGCCGUUAUAAGUCUGAUUGGGACUUUUGGCGAUGCGGGAAAAAUCACACCUGUAGUGGCUCUUUUGCCAUGUAUUGCUGCAAAAAUGGCAGUCAUCUACAAUCCGAUUGUCUACUCACUGACUCAUCCAAAUUUUAAACAUCUUUUGGCAAAGAAAAUGCCAUGCUUUGCAACGAUCAGUACUAGUGCAGGAAUGCCUUCCGCAUCUGGAUCAUACACAAGUAAACUGGAGAGUGAUGUCGGAAGGCCAACAAGACGAGAGUCGGAUCGGCGAAGAAAGCCAUCUGAUUCAAGUUGCGACAAACAAGAAAUGGAGAGUUUAUUAAAAAGUUUACGUCAAGCUGGAUCGCUUAUCAUCAUUAAAGAAAAUAACAAAAAAUAUGUCUUGACGGAGGAAGGGCUCAAAGAGACAACUGAAAUGAAGUCGCUAAAAAGUAAAUAUGGAGUGGAGAUGCCCUCUGAUAUAUGAACAGAUAGAUGAAUUAACAGUUGCAUUGUAAAAAUCAGUCAUAUUUUCAAAAAUAUAUUCUAGGUAUCAUUCAUUGAAAAAAGGGAGCUCUAAUGUCAUUGAUGCAACUACAAUUUAGUCCAAAAUGACCACUUACCAAUUAAUAUAGCACAAUUAGUGCUGUACUACUAGUAAACAAGGGGGGGGGGUGUCAAUGUGGUAGCCUGACAGUUGUCUCCAGUAUAUCUCAACAUAGAAGGACUUCUUUGGAGGUACAUGGAUCAACACUUGAGUAAAAAAAGCUUUUCUAAUUUUACUCCAUAUAAUAGCAACAAAUUAUAAUAAUGUCUGUUUCAUUUUAUAAAAAUGGAAAAAAUGUAAAUUGAAGAAACAUGAUCUGAAAUUACUGUAUAUGUAAAAGUUUGAGAAUGUGCUAUGGGGUGUGGCGCAUACUAUGAUUGCAACAAGGAAAUUAGCACCAAUAGCAACAUUCAUGUACUACAUAUGUUAUUCAACCCCAGUGACAUUUCUAGCAGUUGGCUUUUUUACAUCAUGUGACAUAGAAUCCUGGCAUCAUCUGGCAUCAUCUGUAUCUCAUGUUUAAAUGUCUGCCAUUAUUCAUCCUUUUGUCGCCAGAUGAACUGAAUAGCAUUGAAAAACCAUUAUUAAAUAUUUACUGAAAAAAGAAAACAUGAAUAUUACAUCCUAGAAAUCUAUAUUUCUGGAGACUCUUUAAUUCAUUCAAUAACAUUACUCACUUUUUUAUUGGAAUAUUGAUUUGUAUCAAAGGUGACACAAGCAUCAUCAUGUGACUUGAACCCAAGCAGAUAAUCAGAUUCAGAGUGGGUUUUGAAUUUUUUUUAGAAUCUCCAGAACUGCCAUUCGGAGAAUUCCCUUGGUCAUGUGACCAUAAUGAUAAACAAACCUAACGACCAAUCAGAUGACAGGAUUUCCUCGGGAUAUUCAAAUUGCAGAUUUAAUUAGUUUCGGUUAAAGUUAUUUGAUUGGACAGUACAAUCAUUAAAUUAACACUGACAGCUAAGGUUUAAGACUUCUUCAUUGGUCAGUAGAUGAAUAUGUGAUACGACUCAACAUGCAAAAAGACCAGAAGAUCUUAAUUGUGAUCUCCUAUGUCUCAAUGUAUCUUUAAGAUCAAACACAUACUCUCAUACACAGAUAUGGUAACAGUUAAAUGGUGUGUGACAUUUACUUCAAUGUACAUUCCUUAAUCCUUGCUUAUGUUUUGGUAUAUUGUUGUUGCAACCAAUAUACUGUACUCCCACUAAUACCAGCCAUGGUUGUUCCUCCAACCAAUGGUUUGGGCUUCUUAUUAAUAAGCCUUUUCAUAUAGAAUGUUCGUUUUAAUACAGUAAUAACGAUCUCUCUUCUAAUUUCUCUUUUUCAAAACUCA